Melampsora larici-populina 98AG31 is the source of this 1032-nucleotide messenger RNA. RefSeq lists its product as uncharacterized. The transcript has 4 exons. The coding region runs from base 1 to 1032 and encodes 343 amino acids. The record is from RefSeq and is a predicted model, not a curated record. NCBI's taxonomy places the organism in Eukaryota, Fungi, Basidiomycota, Pucciniomycetes, Pucciniales, Melampsoraceae.
AUGGGAUGUGCAAGAUCUGAAAGCGCAAAAAAAGCAGCCGGUAUGCAAGUACCAAAUUGGAAAUUUGAAACAUCAAAAUGCUAUUUUGAAGGGAAGGCUAGGUAUAGAAAGGAGGUACAUAUUGGACGUCCUCUCCCUUGUAAACACAUCAAUAGAACCACUCUCAAAGCUAAACUUGCUAGAGAGCUAGGGCUUCCUUCCGACACUGUCUUUAUUUUCCGCUAUAGCUUGAAGGAUCAACCAGAUCUUGGACCUUACAAACCGAUCCACAUCAAAGAAGGAACUGUGGUUGUUGUGGAUAAGAAGACCCUAAAUGUAGUAUUAAUUGUCCAAUGUAACCCAUGUGCCACAAUGGAGGAUAAGUUGAAAGAGAAGUUUGCUCACUCAAUAUCAACUACUUCCCUUCAUGCUCGUGCCUGCAAUAAUUUUAAAUUGCAUAAUUCAAUUCAAGGUAUCAAGGAUGAUGAAAGUUACACUGGUUUUAUGGGGUGCUGUGGGUGGAGAGGAGGUUGUGAAAAAUGUAAAUCAGCAGGUGUUUACAGUAUCAGCUCUUUCGGAUCCGCCAUUGAUGAGCGAAUUCAAAGUGAUCAAAAGCGUAUGGAACAAUUUCAUCGGAUUCACGACUUCUGGGCCAAGCACUUUGGCUCACUCUCAAUGUUUGUCUUUCAAACAAAUCUGGACUUGGCUUCCGAAGCCGAUGUCCCAGGAUUUCACAAUGCCAAAUGGCAGUAUACUCAAAAUGGCAAGGUCUUUGCAUCAAACCUAGUAGUUACCUGUGACGGAUUCUACAAUGAAGCUCAUUUGGAUCAUGAUCGUACAAGGUAUAGUUUUGGGAUGUUUUUCCUUGCGAAUCGGAAGACAGGCCGACCUCAUGAAAAGGCAAAAGAAAAGAAUCUAGGGAGUGGUAGAAAUGAUAUGGGACACGACUCCAGAUGGAAGUGUGACAAAACACAAAUUGUGUCAGGUGACCAGGUAUGGUUCCUCCUGUCAGAUUUCGGAGUCUUUGGGUCAAAGUAUCCAGUUCCUUUCUGA